AUGGGGUUUGACAGACAAUUCGACAACGGCUUCUACUUCAACCACGUCUUUCGGUGGCUGGAUUUAUGCUGUGUACAAGAGGCUCCCAAUGGGCGGCUAAUGGGCUACAUUCUCUGCAAAGCAGAAGGAAGUCAUAAUGAACGGCAUGGGUACAUUACGGCUCUCAGUGUAGCACAUGAACACCGCCGACACCACCUCGCACAGCCAAUGAUCGAGAUGCUCGAAGUUGUUUCCGACAAAGUCUACUUUUUCGUUGACUUGUUCUUCCAGCGCACAAUUAUUAUCGCGAUCAAGAUGUAUGAAGGACUGGGGUACAGUGUGUUUAAAAGGCUGCGGGAAUAUUAUGGUCGUCUUGGGGUUGGGGGGAUGAGGCACGCGGGACGAAGCUGUUCUUUGUUGACAGAAGAUCUGGAAUUAGAUUUGCGAAAGCCAUUUCCAGGCGAUCCAAAGCGACGUUCAGUCAGGCCAAACGGGAGAGAUAAGAUUGUCAGUGCUUGUGAGGUAUCAUAA
This is a messenger RNA of Laccaria bicolor S238N-H82, 510 nucleotides long. Its product is annotated as N-acetyltransferase. Bases 1 to 510 code for a protein of 169 amino acids. NCBI's taxonomy places the organism in Eukaryota, Fungi, Basidiomycota, Agaricomycetes, Agaricales, Hydnangiaceae. Gene Ontology annotation, biological process: N-terminal peptidyl-methionine acetylation. Gene Ontology annotation, cellular component: NatB complex. The record is from RefSeq and is a predicted model, not a curated record. Gene Ontology annotation, molecular function: protein-N-terminal amino-acid acetyltransferase activity. The transcript has 2 exons.